UCUCUCUCUCUGUCUAUCUCUGUAAUAUACACAUUCUGAGUCUCUGUUCUCAACAGAAAAUAAAGAAGGGUCGGAAAAGAAGACAGGACAAAACUGUCUUCUCUCUCUCUCUCUCUCUCUGUUUCUUCAAUUGUCUUUUAAUUUUAAUUUUUGAACAGAGAAAAUAAAGAAAUAAAAGUGAAGAACAGAGACAAAAGGGCACUAUAUUGAUUUCAACUUCUUCAGGGUCAUUGACCAUUUGGAUCAAUGUUACUGUCUAUAACCCUGUUUUUGUGGGUUUUUUGUUCUUCUUCUUCUUCUACUUCUGUUGCAGCCUCUGUUUCUUAUGAUGACAGAGCCAUCACCAUUAAUGGCCAAAGAAGGAUUCUCAUUUCUGGUUCCAUUCACUACCCUAGAAGCACCCCUGAGAUGUGGCCUGAUCUUAUAAAGAAGGCUAAAGAUGGAGGAUUAGACGUUAUACAGACCUAUGUCUUCUGGAAUGGGCAUGAGCCUUCUCAAGGACAAUAUAAUUUCGCGGGGAGGUAUGAUCUAGUUCGGUUCAUCAAGCUAGUGCAACAAGCAGGCCUUUACGUUCAUCUCCGGAUUGGCCCUUAUGUUUGUGCUGAAUGGAAUUUUGGGGGAUUUCCGGUUUGGCUGAAAUAUGUUCAAGGCAUUUCUUUCAGAACAGACAAUGAGCCUUUCAAGGCGGCAAUGCAAAAAUUUACCAAGAAAAUUGUUGACGUUAUGAAGUCAGAAAAAUUGUUUCAAACUCAAGGAGGUCCAAUUAUAAUGUGUCAGAUAGAGAACGAAUAUGGACCGGUAGAGUGGGAAAUUGGGGCUCCCGGUAAGGCUUACACAAAAUGGAUGGCGCAAAUGGCUGUCAGUCUCGGCACCGGUGUCCCAUGGAUUAUGUGCAAACAAGAGGAUGCUCCUGAUCCAAUCAUAGAUACUUGCAAUGGUUUUUACUGCGAAAACUUCAAACCAAACAAAAGUUCCAAACCCAAAAUGUGGACUGAAGCCUGGACUGGUGGGGGUACAGUAUUUGGUGCUUCAGUUUCUCGUAGACCUGUUGAAGACUUGGCAUUUUCAGUUGCUAGGUUUAUACAAAAUAAUGGUUCAUUCGUUAAUUAUUAUAUGUACCAUGGCGGGACAAAUUUUGGGCGAACAACUGCUGGUCUCUUCAUUGCCCCUAGCUAUGAUUUUGACGCUCCGAUUGAUGAAUAUGGAUUACUUAGAGAACCAAAAUGGGGGCAUUUGAGAAAUUUGCAUAAAGCCAUCAAGCAAUGUGAACCAGCUUUAGUUUCCUCUUAUCCCACAGUGACUUGGCCGGGCAAUAAUCUAGAGGUUCACGUAUUCAACUCAAAGUCUGCUUGUGCUGCAUUCCUUGCCAACUAUGACACCAAAUCUCCGGCAAAAGUGGCCUUUCAGAAUACACGAUACGACCUGCCUCCUUGGUCCAUCAGCAUUCUCCUCGAUUGCAAAAUUGAAAUUUUUAACACUGCGAAGAUUAGCUCCGAAAGUUCACAGAUGAAGAUGACACCGGUGAAUGGUGGAGUAUUCUCUUGGCAGUCCUCCAAUGAACAAACUGUCUCUGCCGAUGAUUCAGACACCAUUGCAAGGGAUGGGCUGUGGGAUCAAAUCAGCCUCACAAGAGAUGCAUCGGACUAUCUUUGGUACCUAACAAAUGUGAAUAUACAACCAGGCGAAGCAUUUUUAAAGAACAGGCAGUCUCCUACUCUGACCAUUAUGUCAGCAGGUCACACUUUGCACAUUUUCAUCAAUGGGCAACUAUCAGGAACCACGUAUGGAUCGCUACAGAAUCCAAAACUGACAUAUAGUGGCAACGUGAAGUUGAGAGCGGGAAUUAACAAGAUUUCUUUACUAAGCGUUGCUGUUGGCCUUCCGAAUGUCGGUCUGCAUUUUGAGACAUGGAACACGGGGGUUCUUGGCCCAGUCACAUUGAAGGGCCUCAAUGAGGGGACAAGAGACUUGACAAAUCAAAAGUGGUCUUACAAGGUUGGUCUAAAAGGCGAGAGCUUGAAACUGCACACACUCGAUGGAAGUUCCUCUGUCGAAUGGGUUGAGGGAUCAUCAUUAGCUACAAAACGACCCUUGACAUGGUACAAGACUACGUUCAACACACCAGCAGGAAAUGAUCCGUUAGCUUUGGAUAUGAGUACCAUGGGAAAAGGUGAAAUAUGGGUAAAUGGUCAAAGUAUCGGGCGCCACUGGCCUGGAUACAAAGCACGUGGUAACUGUGGCGGCUGUAGCUAUGCUGGAAUUUUUAAUGAGAAGAAAUGCAGAACAAAUUGUGGUGAAGCCUCUCAGAGAUGGUACCAUGUGCCACGCUUAUGGCUGAAACCGAGUGGGAAUUCGUUAGUUGUAUUUGAAGAAUGGGGCGGCGAUCCAACUGGGAUUUCAUUGGUUAAAAGAACAGCUCAAUGAGGAUGAUUCAUCCUCACUGCAUAAAAUUUUGUUCGAGUUGUACUUUUUGCUUGAUCCAAGCUUUGCACGUCCAAGGUUGUCGAGGAAACUGAUUUGGUUAGGUUGGAGGUUCAACUGUACAAUCAUAUUACAUACAAACCAUUUCUUGGACCAUAGAAUCUAAAGGUGAUUAGCAAAUAAGGUUUCAGUGUGUA
Camellia sinensis is the source of this 2618-nucleotide messenger RNA. RefSeq names its product beta-galactosidase. NCBI's taxonomy places the organism in Eukaryota, Viridiplantae, Streptophyta, Magnoliopsida, Ericales, Theaceae. Gene Ontology annotation, molecular function: hydrolase activity, hydrolyzing O-glycosyl compounds. The record is from RefSeq and is a predicted model, not a curated record. Gene Ontology annotation, biological process: carbohydrate metabolic process.